AUGUCGGGACUUACCGUCGACAUGAAAUCGACACUUCUGCCCAAGUCACCAAACUUUGUGAGGUUACAACAAAUCGUGUCGGCUAAUGCAACGCGGCAAUACUCAUUCGAGAAGCUUCCUGCUGCUUCGCAGUUUGAAAUCAAAAUCUCAAAAGAAUUGGAUGUUGUUACCGGUGACACGUUGAUCGUGUGGACUCAUCCGGCACCAUUCGCCCAGUCCAAAACCUUGCAGUUUGGUCCGUUUCAACUGAUCAAGCGAUCGAAUACUACAGCAAUUGUUCGUUUUCCAACUGUUCAGGGAUAUUCUGACGGUCCAUUGAAUGGCUUCUACCUGGUUGUUUCCUCGCUGCUCACAAACUCUUCUACGGUCUCGCAAAUGCAACUGUCAGCUGUCCUUUCCACAUCGUCACUGCCACCGAAUUCGGUGAUAGCAUAUCAUUCGAACGUUUGGCCAUCGGACCCAAUCAUUCUGGGUUCAGGUUCCAAUAAGCCAGACAGCAUGAUUGCAUCAACCUCAUUGUUCCUGCCGUAUUCAGAUCCGCCGUUGGAAAUCAACAAAACGUAUGUGAUCACGGCUGUUGUUCAGAGUAUUGCGGAUAAUUGGGUAGAAGAGGCCGCCGCCGGACUGCUUGUCCUGACCAAACCCGACACCAUCGCACCAACAGUAGGCUACAUUACUCAGCCCAACACUACGAGCUCUGUUGUUGCCGGAGUUUUGAGCGCGCUUUUCAUAUUCCUCAUCAUUGCCAUUCUUCUCUUCUUUUUGUACUAUCGUGGUUGGUGGAAAUAUGGACGAAAGGUGAGUUCAACUUAUGUGCUUUGUGUCACACUUCUUCAACUGUCACACGGGAAAGCGUGUGAUUAUCUAUCUAUCUAUCUAGAGGUGAAAUGGGAGGAGGCUGCGAAAAAAAGAUGGAGUUUACGGUAUAUAUAUAUAUAUAUAUACCGUAAACUCCAUCUUUUUUCGCAGCCUCCUCCCAUUUCACCGCUACCUCCCAACACUCUAUCUCUCUCGGGUCCUUCAGACGAUCGUACUAACAGUAAUGCUUCGAGUGGAACUUCUGCCGCUCCUAGCUCCAGUCCUACCUCGACUAGCAUCCAAGUCUCACCGAAUCCUCUAUCAGCUAAAGCCCUUUGUCACUCUCGAUGUUCUUUCAAACUAGCCACAUUUAAUAUGUGUACUGUGAUGCAUGUAGGACAGCGGGCGUGUUUAGUUCGUACGCUCGAAAUCCUAGCCGUUUGA
Echinostoma caproni is the source of this 1242-nucleotide messenger RNA. The record is from the annotation of a GenBank genome assembly. NCBI's taxonomy places the organism in Eukaryota, Metazoa, Platyhelminthes, Trematoda, Plagiorchiida, Echinostomatidae.